Recurvomyces mirabilis is the source of this 1215-nucleotide messenger RNA. RefSeq lists its product as uncharacterized. NCBI's taxonomy places the organism in Eukaryota, Fungi, Ascomycota, Dothideomycetes, Mycosphaerellales, Teratosphaeriaceae. The coding region runs from base 1 to 1215 and encodes 404 amino acids. The transcript has 3 exons. The record is from RefSeq and is a predicted model, not a curated record.
AUGGCAGACCAGCAACAAUACCCCAAUCUCAAUCCUUACAGCAAGUUCGACGGCUCCAACGACACUGCCAAUGUCCAGAGCAAUGUCGGUGGACAGAGCAACAUGACCGAGCAAGCCAAGGGCACUGCCAACAACCUCAUGAACAGUAAGUAUCAGCAGAUCUCUCCUCCAAACAUCCCACAAAAGCAGGUCCCUCCUAACAUGUCCCUCAUAUCAGACGCACAAUCCGCCAUGGACUCCGUCAAGAACUCCCAGACCGUGCAGAACAUCCAGAACGGUCCCGUGGCCGACAAGGCCCGCGCAGAGACCGCUGCGGUCAACAACGAGUUCUCCAACCUCGCCAACUCCCGUCAGACUCCCAACACCCAGACUGCUACCGGCCAGCCUCUGACGCACUACCACUCCAUGUUCUACACCCUGCUCUCGUGGGAGAACCCGCGUGCCACCGCCAUCAGCUACGCCGCCAUUGUCCUUGCCAUCUUCGCUUUCCGCUACCUCCCCAUCGUCCGCUACAGUCUUCGCCUGACCUGGAUCGUGCUCGGUAUUACUGCCGCGGCCGAGGUCGCUGGUAGGGUGGCGUUCGGCCAGGGUAUGGCUACCAAGAUGAGGCCGAAGCAGUACUACACCAUCCCUCGCGAGACUUUGGACAGCAUGAUAGGUGAUUUGGAGCAGCUGGUCAACUUCUUCGUCAUCGAGUUCCAGAGGAUUCUGUUCGCUGAGAAUAUUUCUGCUACUAUUGGUGCCUUCGCCUCGGCCCUUACCACCUACUUUCUCAUUAAGGUCACUCCAGCCUGGGGUCUCGCUCUGCUCUUCACAACCGUCAUCUACUUCGUGCCUUUGAUCUACAUCAGCAACAAAGAGCUCAUCGACUCUCACCUCGAGAACGCCGGCAAGAUCGUCAACGAACAGACACAACAAGUUCGCGACCUGGCUUCUCAGCAUACCAGCAAGGCCAUGGAAGCGAGCCAGCAGACUUUCAAGCAGUACUCUGCCCGUGCCUCUGAAAUGGUUGGACAGACCAAGGAGAAGGCUGUGCAGCAGGGUGUUGCUGCUAAGGAGCAGGCUGUCAACCAGGGUAUUAUUUCUCCUGAGACCGCCGACAGGACCGAGGAGAGCUUGAGGAGCGCGCCUAGUGCGCCUGCUACUGAGCUUCCUGGUCAUGCUCAGGAUGCGAUGCAGGCUGAGCACCGUACUGCUGAGCCUGUUCUGCAGUAA